AUGACAACGGACCAGGCAGAAAGGAUUGUAUUAAAGAUAACCAAAAUGGAGGAAACGAAUGUAUCUAAGAAACAAAUAAAGAUUUUUUGCAAUAAUGUAAAUGGUCUUAAUUCGCCCUCUAAAAGAAAGAAACUAUUUGGUAAAAUCAAAAAGGGAAAUUACGAUCUUGUAGCUCUGCAGGAAACCCACAUGGUGUUAAAACACUCACCCCAUCUAAUAAAUAAAGAUCUUGGUUGUGAAUUCCACUCUCUAGCAACAGAAAAGAAAAGAGGGGUCAUAAUCUAUGCUAAAGAGAAAUUAACACCGGAACUGGCGUUCAAAGACAUAGAAGGGAGAAUAAUAGCUAUAGCCAUUAAACAAGGACUAAAAACCAUCUUAAUAUGUAACAUAUACGCGCCUAACGGUCCAAAAAUAAAAUUUAUAUCAGACUUAAACGAUAAAAUUCAAGAGACUCAAUUCGAUCAUCUAAUUCUGAUGGGGGACUUCAACGGAGUGAUUAACAGCAAAUGGGAUAAGACAAGGGGGGAAACAAAAAAGCAAGGAACCAAAUCUAAUACUCUCCCUCAGAAAUUCAUCAGAUUGAAGGAAGAGUGGGACCUGGAGGACUCCUGGCGCACCCUAUACAAAGAGAGUAGAGAUUACACCUUCUAUUCGGGAAGGCAUAAUAGCUGGUCCCGAAUAGAUAUGAUCUGGUCCUCAAAAUCCAUCAAUACCCAAAUAUUCAAAAUUAAAAUACUCCCGAGAGACCUGUCAGACCAUUGUGCGCUAGAAUUGACACUCAAUCACAGAAAAGACUUUUUUAGGUGGCGUCUGGAUGAUAGCCUUCUCAAAGAAGAAAAAGACAUAAAGAACAACUCUGACCUCUUAAAAGAGUACUUCGAACUCAACGACACAGGAAACAUCUCUAUUGAAACCUUAUGGGAUGCAGGUAAAGCAGUCAUGAGGGGCCACCUCAUAAAACAGAAAGCUAUAAAGAAUAAACUGAACAAGCAAAAACUCGAGGACCUGAAGAAAGCACUCGAAAAAACAGAGUCAAAAUUCAAAAGGAAUGUCAAAGACAAGAAGGUAAAAAAGGAACUAGAUACCCUUAGGAAACAGAGAAAAGCCCUAGAAACAGAAGAGAUGGAGAAACAAUUAAAAUUUAUAAGACAGAAAGAAUUCCAACAGGCCAACAAGCCCGGGAGAUGGCUAUCUCGGAAAAUAAGAAAGAAAAAACAAGGGAGCCACAUCGUGAAAAUAUCCACCAGCAAGAAAGACGCAAUCACCGACCACGACAUUUUACAAGAAUUUAGUAAUUACUACGAAGAACUAUAUGCCGAGAAGCAAAAUAAGAAAGAGGAGAUCAUGACCUAUCUCGGCCACCAGAAACUAGGGAAGAUUUCAGACCAAGAUAGAGAUCAUCUAAACAAGGAGAUUACGGAAGAAGAGAUAAGAAAAGCAAUUAAAAAACAAAAACCAUCAAAAGCUCCAGGCCCAGAUGGGUUCACGGCUACCUACUACAAGACCUUUUUAAAAUCUUGGAAUGGACAAGGCAACUUGCUACAUGUAUUUCAAGGUCAUUCCAAAACUGUCACUAAGAUUCUUCUCCAUCCAAGCAUUGCUUCUUUAUUUAUCUCUGGAUCUCUUGAUGGAUCGGUCAAACUCUGGUCGUUUGAUAGCAUGGAAGUUUUUUACAGCAUAUCACUGUUCCAAGAAGGAAUACUUUGGAUUGGUAUAAUGGAGGAUCAAUUUCUGUACUGCUGUUCUGCCCGCAGUCUACAUAUAUAUGAUUUGAAUUCAUUAACCAGCUUUUGGACUUAUGUCAGUAGUCCUAUAAGUAAUCUCUACCUCUGUGGUGCUGAUGGGAAAUCCAGCAGAGUAGUUGCUAUGGGUGUGGACAACAGCUUAAGGAUAUUCUCUCUUUAUAAUGGGAAACGGUUAAGCACAGUUCUGCCACCUCCUUCUCCUCUGCUCCAGUCAAUUCUAAGCUUUACGUAUAACCGAGCCAGUGGAACAAUUUACCUUCUCCUGACACCCAGGGAUAUAUGGGUCUAUACAGCAAGAACUGAUCCUGCAUGUAGAGCAGCAGUGUGGACUAUUGGAGAGCUACAGCAACACUUACACAGAAAACACCCCUUAGCCUCCUGUGUUCAGGAAAAUGAAUAUUUUCAACAUACUCGAAAAAGAAAUGUUAAAACUCCAGCCAGGUGUGAAUGCCUCUGCAGCUUAUCCUCACCUUUAUGCUAUUUGACAGAUGACGGAAUGGUGUAUGCAGAUAAUGAGGAAUUUCUGGUCCUUGGUAUGCAGGAUGGGAGAGUUUUGUUUCUUCAUACCUCAAUACAAAAUUUGGUGUAUUAUGAAAUGGCAGCCAUUAAAGAUCCAGUGAUCCACUUAAGACAUGAUUCAACCCAUCGCCAACUGAUUAUCAUAUACCAGAGGUCAAAACACAAAUUGAUACAUUUCAGAAGCUUGCCUGCUCUGAAGCUAGUUUUCCAGAUAGAAGUAUCAGACGAUACCACAGUUUUUACAAGACUGAACAGUUCACUCAUUAUUGGCCUAACAUCUGGAAUUGUGGAUAUUUUAAAUAUCCAAAAUGAAGAGAAAGGGAUCACAUCUUCUGGAAAAAAUAAGAAUGAGAAUGGGGAAAAUGCUUAUUCUUGCUUUGACAACUACCAUGAUGGCCCUGUAGUAGCAGUUGAUUCCUGUGAGAAUCUUUCUAUCUUUUUAAGUUGUGGUUCAGAUACUGUAAUAAAACUGUGGGAUCUUCAAAAGAAUCUCUUGGCUGAGAUCACUCUUGAUAACACUUUGAGCACAGCUUGUUUCCUUAAUAGUUCUGGUGACAUUUUAUUGGCUUUCAAAAGUGAUCUUUAUCUAUUGUCUCUUACUACGGCACUGGGUAUAUCAAAAAGAAAUACUGAAACUUCUACAGUAUUAGCAGCAGAAUCCUUUAUUUUUGAAAGUCCACUUCUGGAAAACAUUGAUGUGUCUAAAUCCAUUGAGAUGGCAUCAUAUCUGGAACCUUACAAGGGGUUUGCCUUCACUGAAGACUUUACAUCAGAGUUGCAGUUUUUACGUAAGAAGAAAGAAAAGGUUAGGUUAUAA
Anolis sagrei ordinatus is the source of this 3081-nucleotide messenger RNA. The record is from RefSeq and is a predicted model, not a curated record. Lineage: Eukaryota; Metazoa; Chordata; Lepidosauria; Squamata; Anolidae.